CUCAGUGAUGCAAACUUGCACCGCUCAAUCCAAUUUGAUGUUCUGCUAGGAAAUUUGGUCUGUUCAGCCUGCAAAAACCUUUCAUAUGGAUGAUUUUGAAAAAUGAAAUCAUGCAAUCAAUGGCAAGCUUUAGCUUGGCUGGUUAUGACUAAUCUUGUGUGCACAUGCUUUAUAUUUUCAGAGUAUGUGGUGGUUGCAACCGCGAAAUUGGUUAUGGAAAUUAUUUGGGAUGCAUGGGGACUUUUUUCCAUCCGGAAUGCUUCUGUUGUCAUGCUUGUGGAUACCCCAUCACUGAGCAUGAGUUCUCUUUGUCGGGAAAGAACGCAUACCAUAAGUCCUGCUUUAAAGAACUGACUCAUCCCAAGUGUGAAGCCUGUCACCAAUUUAUUCCAACAAAUGGAGAUGGCUUGAUUGAGUACAAAUGCCAUCCAUAUUGGUCUCAGAAAUAUUGUCCUUCACACGAACAUGACAACACAGCACGAUGCUGUAGCUGUGAACGUUUGGAGUCUAGGAAGACUAGAUAUGUAUCACUCGGAGAUGGACGAAAUUUAUGCUUAGAGUGCUUGGAAUCAGCUAUCAUGGAUACUGGUGACUGCCAACCACUUUACCAUGGCAUCAGAGAUUACUAUGAAGGAAUGAACAUGAGAAUCGAUCAGGAAAUUCCGAUGCUUCUUGUUGAAAGACAAGCACUUAAUGAGGCCAUUGAAGGGGAAAAACAUGGAUUCCUGCACAUGCCCGAAACGAGGGGUUUAUGCCUGUCCGAAGAGCAGACUGUUACAAGUAUACUGAAGAGACCAAGAAUCGGGAGUCGUGGAAUGGUAGGAAUGAGAACUCAACCACAGAAGUUGACUCGCAGAUGUGAUGUUACAGCUAUUCUGGUCUUGUAUGGCUUGCCAAGGUUACUGACUGGGGCGAUCCUUGCGCACGAGCUAAUGCACGGAUGGUUACGUCUGAAUGGCUACCGUAAUCUGAAUCCCGAUGUAGAAGAAGGUAUCUGCCAAGUGCUCUCAUAUAUGUGGCUUGAGUCAGAAGUAAUGCCGGGAUCCAGAAAUAUUCCAUCCACUUCCAUGUCUUCAUUGUCAUCAACAUGGUCAUAUGGAUCGACAAGCAAGCCAUCCACAUCGACCGCUUCAUCUUCAUCUUCUUCAUCAUCGUCCAAGAAAGGUUACAACUCUAGCACAGAAAAUAAUCUAGGCCAAUUUUUUAUGCAUCAGAUUGCUAGUGAUGCUUCUCCAGCUUAUGGAGGAGGAUUUAGAUCAGCAAUGUAUGCAGUAAAUAAGUAUGGUUUACGCAGUACUUUGAAACAUAUUUACUGGACAGGAACUUUUCCAUUGUAACUGUUUCUGUGUCGUGUUAACUUGUAACACCAAUCAGCCUUCUGCCUGUUGGAGAACACGAAAAGACUUCCUCGUGAGGAUUGAGUUGAAAAUGCAAGGGUUGGAUUAGCUCCUCCUGAUUCUGUGGAAUCCUAAUGAGGGUACAAGUGCGAAAGCGACCUUGUGCAAAUAAGAAGCAUAUUUUUCAAUGAAAUUACAAGACAUUCCUAUCUA
Molecule: messenger RNA, 1550 nt
Organism: Olea europaea var. sylvestris
Lineage: Eukaryota; Viridiplantae; Streptophyta; Magnoliopsida; Lamiales; Oleaceae
Product: protein DA1-related 2
Exons: 8
Coding region: 165-1337 (390 amino acids)
Molecular function (GO): ubiquitin binding
Source: RefSeq, a predicted model, not a curated record